Spodoptera litura is the source of this 1432-nucleotide messenger RNA. RefSeq names its product farnesyl transferase alpha (gene Fnta). NCBI's taxonomy places the organism in Eukaryota, Metazoa, Arthropoda, Insecta, Lepidoptera, Noctuidae. The record is from RefSeq and is a predicted model, not a curated record. Gene Ontology annotation, molecular function: protein farnesyltransferase activity; CAAX-protein geranylgeranyltransferase activity. Gene Ontology annotation, biological process: protein farnesylation; protein geranylgeranylation. Gene Ontology annotation, cellular component: protein farnesyltransferase complex; cytoplasm; CAAX-protein geranylgeranyltransferase complex.
UCGUAGACGUAUAUAGUUCUUUGCCAUUUUCCACUUGCCAAGAAACUAAUCACAAUAAAUAAAAUAAAAAUUACCUGUGUGUAUAAAUAAAGAUACGAGACUACUCGUUUAAUUAAUUCAGUAAUACCUCCGGCCUAGAUAGUUACGCUUGUUUAUUCACGUCCCGUUACUGUUGUGUGCACAUGUAUUAUCUUUACAGCCAGUGAUAGUGUAAACAUACACUUGAGCAGAUUGUCUGGUGGUUUAGUCGUAGUUUAGAAGAGCAAGGAAUAUGUCUGACAGCGGGGACAGCGAUGUUGCGUGGACUUACUACAAAGAUCGUCCGGAGUGGAAUGAUGUGACCCCAGUGCCGGAGGAUGAAGGUCCUAACCUAGUCGUCGUCAUCGCUCAUUCAGAAAAAUUUGUUGAUGUGUAUGACUAUUUCCGAGCCGUGCUCCAAAACAAUGAGAAGUCUGAGAGAGCACUACACCUGACAAAAGAUGCUGUAGAAUUGAAUCCAGCUAACUAUACUGUAUGGCAGUACAGGAGAGACCUGCUCAAAGCUUUGGGGACAGAUUUGAGAUCUGAGUUGGAUUAUGUAGAGUUAGUAAUUAAGAAUUCUCCUAAGAACUAUCAGGUCUGGCAUCAUCGGAGAGUACUGGUUGAGUGGCUUCAAGAUCCAACCCAGGAGCUGGAGUUAACAGGAGAUGCCUUGAUGCAGGACCCUAAGAACUAUCAUGCGUGGCAGCAUAGACAGUGGGCUAUUAAAACUUUCGGACUCUAUGAAAAGGAAAUGGAUUUCGUAGAUAACCUUAUCACAGAUGACGUGCGUAACAACUCAGCGUGGAACCAACGGUACUUUGUUGUUAACAACCACUUGGGCUGGUCCGACCUCAAUGUACAAAGAGAAAUCUGCUAUACACUGGAAAAAAUUAAAUUCAUCAAGAACAACGAAAGUGCUUGGAAUUACCUUAAAGGAGUCUUAAUACAUGACAAAAGAGGAUUAAGCGGGAACGCCGUAGUUACGUCUUUUUGUGAAGAACUUUACAAGAACAAGUGUCGGUCUCCUUAUUUGUUAGCCUUCAUUAUAGAUAUUUGUGACGAAGCGAUUAAAAAAGGCGAGACCAACUGUCUACAUAACGCUCAUAGAGCCGUAGAACUAUGUCAAGCGUUGGGAACAAAAUAUGACAAAAUUCGUAGCAAAUACUGGAAUUACAUGUGUGAGAAAUUUAAUAAGGCUCAGCAAGAAGAAGAAAAUAAUAAAGACAAGGUGGAGAAUAUGGACGAGUGAUUUUAAAUCUAAAAUAUAUAUCUGUUGCCGAUUUUAUUACAAAAAUUUAUAAAACAGUUUUAAAGUAUUAUUGUCCUGGCUUGUUUGACUCUUUGUAUUUGUACAAACCGUAUGGAAGUGAUGAUAAAAACAGUAAAAGUAUUAAAAACGAAAACAGUCAAC